UCCUCUGUGCGUGGAGUUGUAAUCCUCGCUUGUAAUAUUCCUGAUUGAAACACGGAAAAUGGCUGAUGAAAAGCGUCUAAAUGAAGGACAAAAAGGCAAUCAAAAGCUCGCAGACGUGGAAUAUCACAUUAAAGAAGUGUUUAAAAUUCUACAGGACGAAACAACAAGACUUCGCCAAGAGCAGGAAGCCAUGGAUGCCAUAUCGAAGAAACUGGAACAUGUUCACUUUUCUUCGACCGUGAAACUCAAUGUCGGAGGACAUACCUUCACAACAAGUGUUCAAACGCUUACCAAGGAUCCAAACUCCAUGUUGGCCGCUAUGUUUUCAGGGAGAUUUGAAAUGAAGGCUUCUGAAGACGGCGCUUUCUUUAUCGAUCGAGACGGAACUCACUUCCGGUUUAUACUCAAUUAUCUCCGCACUGGGAAAUUAACUUUGCCAGAUGGAGCAACAUUUCUAAAAGAACUUGCGGAAGAAGCUGAGUUUUAUCAGAUUCAAGGAAUAAUCGACGAGAUGAAGUCCACUAAAGCUGAAAUUCAAGCAGUUAGACCUUUACACAAUCCUUUUGAAGACUCGGUUAUCCUGACAAAUGAAGACCAUCGACGAGUAUUGUUAGGUUGGUUGUCUGAGUUUCGCGGAGAGUGGUGUCUUCUGUAUCGCGCUACUCGAGAUGGUUUCGAAGCUGCAAAUUUCCACGCCAAUUGUGACGACAAAGGACCCACGGUUACCAUUGUUAAAAGCGAAAACAACAUUUUCGGAGGAUUUACAGAGAUGCCAUGGCAAAGCGGACCGCAUCGAGGUUACAAAGCCUGUACCAAGGCGUUCUUGUUCAGUUUGGUCAACCCACUAGGCCUGGGUUCAACUAAACUGCCACUUAAAGAUCCAUUUCAACAGCUUUCCGCCAUUAAAUGUCACAGUGAUUAUGGACCAACGUUUGGCAACGGACACGAUCUCUCUAUCACAGGGCGCCACGGUUCACUUUAUCUUGACUGUUCUUAUAAAUGUCCUCCCGACUUAGGAGACGAGCAGAGAAGAUUCUUUACAGGGAGUGGACGUUUUCAAAUAACAAAUUAUGAAGUGUUUGGGAUCCGACAUUGACUUGAUGACAAACAGAAAACCGGAAUAUACAAUAUAAGAGAGGUUUUUUGUAUUAAUACCUCAUUUUAUACUAUCCCAAAUCAUAGAUUUUUCGAAAAAUAAGAAUGUUGGAGUAAAAAAUUCUUCGUCACCAGUGGAGUGUAGAUCCAUAUCUUGAUUGAAUGAAAUAAACUGGAACCCGAUCUUA
Messenger RNA from Pocillopora verrucosa, 1283 nucleotides. RefSeq lists its product as uncharacterized. Lineage: Eukaryota; Metazoa; Cnidaria; Anthozoa; Scleractinia; Pocilloporidae. Gene Ontology annotation, molecular function: protein binding. Gene Ontology annotation, biological process: protein homooligomerization. The record is from RefSeq and is a predicted model, not a curated record.